CUGUCUGAUUCAAAAUACCGGCCGAGACUGUCCUAUAAAAACAAACAUCGUUUUGUACGUUUGUUUAAUGGUUGUGCGCUCGUAUUGCGGUGAUUUAUUGCCAAUUUCAAGUUCUUUGGGGAAGUGUGUUCGAUCGUUGGAUUAGUUCAUGAACCAAGUUUUAAUGCUCGUUUUUACCAAAUGUCGUUUUUUUUAUUCUUGAUACUUAUUGGUUUGGUAUGCGACACUAAACAAGAAUGUUUUCCUCAACGAGCGAUAUUUUGCUACGAAUGCGACAGCUGGAAGGAUCAUCGAUGUAAGGAUCCAUUCAAUUAUACUGUUCUUCCGAGAGAUCAACCGCCUCUUAAACAAUGUAACGGAUGCUGUGUGAAAAUGGUCAGAAAUGCCAAAACAGAACACGAAAGCAUUAGAAGAACUUGCACGACCAAACUGCAAAUAAAUCUAUUCAUGGUUGACCACGUCUGCAUGUUGGAGAGUUCCGGCACAGGUCACAUGUGUUUUUGCGAGGAAGACAUGUGCAACGAAACAUCCUCCCUGAGAGCUGAAUUACCCACCGCUCUAACUCUACUUAUGAGUUACACAAUUGGAAAAUUUUUCUGAAAUGGAAAACCAUCUCAUUAUAUGUUCCUAACUAAAGUUUCCAAGUCGAAAACGUGUAACGCAAAGUUGCACAAAGGAAGACGAACAUACUCGUACUUUUAAUUCUUUUCAUGAACGUUGCUCAAUAUUUUUAAACGGCGUGUCGUUGAUUUCAUGUUGUACUCAUACAUACUAUGUAUGUACCAAGACAAGUAGACCCAACACCCUCUUUCUCUCUCUCGCCUCUUGUUCUUUGCAAAAUUUUAGAGGAUUUGUUACGCAGGCCUGCGUAGGUCUAGCUAGGUAGGUACUCGAAAAGCUCGCCAUACAAAACGCUCGUGUAUACCUAUGUACAGAACAAUAAAGCAAAUUAAAACUAUGGAAAAUGCUCUCAAGGUACCUAAAAGCUACUCUAUACUUAUUAUACACGUUGCAAUAAGGCUACGCCGUGUAUGAGUUUUUUUUUUAUUUGUUGAGCCUUUACGUACCUAACAAGGAGUUUAUUAAAGAUGCGAAGCAGCGAAUUUGGAAGUUCAACGUGUACUGUUCAGUGUUCUGUGCCUACAUAGUUGCGAAUUAGUUUCAUUUUCUUUUUCAACUCGCGGGAACAACUGUUUACCUUUUGAUUCAACCAUUCGACAUAUCAGAAUACUGCUGCGUUUCUAGAAUGCUUGUUCAAAAAUGUUAAUUUAUACGUAUUUACGUUCAUAAAUAAUAUCUGUAACCUUACUCAUUGUCAGUUGUAUUUUUAUUUUGAUGUUUUCUUUCUAUAUUUUUUGUUAAAAUAAAUUAAUUCGAAUAUA
Molecule: messenger RNA, 1382 nt
Organism: Planococcus citri (citrus mealybug)
Lineage: Eukaryota; Metazoa; Arthropoda; Insecta; Hemiptera; Pseudococcidae
Gene: qvr
Product: protein quiver
Exons: 5
Coding region: 181-600 (139 amino acids)
Biological process (GO): sleep; regulation of synaptic transmission, cholinergic; positive regulation of voltage-gated potassium channel activity
Source: RefSeq, a predicted model, not a curated record